Protopterus annectens (West African lungfish) is the source of this 2092-nucleotide messenger RNA. RefSeq lists its product as uncharacterized. Bases 243 to 1721 code for a protein of 492 amino acids. The record is from RefSeq and is a predicted model, not a curated record. NCBI's taxonomy places the organism in Eukaryota, Metazoa, Chordata, Ceratodontiformes, Protopteridae. The transcript is spliced from 6 exons.
CCAGUUCGUAGUAUGUACCGACUAAAACUACGAGAGAGUACAUCGUCCAAUGGGACAGAGGCGCCCAGUGCAGCCCUAACAACCAGUCAGUAAGCUCUCCGCAGGUUGCUGCUGAGGCAAACUAAACAAACAAAUGCGUUAAUUUCGGCUGGAAGUUACCUGAUGCAGCAGGUGCAAGUUCCCUAUGAAUAGAAAGGAGUUGAUUUACAGCUAAAUAAUUUGGAAUUGCCAGUCCUUUGGGAAUGGAAGAGGCGUCAGAGAAUGCCAACAAGCCCUCUGUAAAGUCAAGUGGAGAGGAAGGGCAAGAUCGACGAGGUGAAGUAAAAGGGAAAAGCGGAUUAAAAGGGUCAAAGCAGAAAUGGCUCAUAUCCUCCAAAACUUUUCAACGUGGUAUUCAAACCGUUAAACCAGCAGUGUGCAACAUUGCUUUAAGCAAUGCAACUGAUCUCACAACCUUCAACGAUCCUUCAGUACAGUCGUCCUGGCUUUUGAAGCUGCCUGUAAACCCAUGUGUGUAUAAUAAUGGUGCCAUAAGAAAGUGGGAAAGAUCUUAUUUUUUCACUGAACAUCUAAGAUUGAAGAAUUACCUGGCUGGACCACCAAGUGGAAAGCACACAAAGCGCCCUCUGACUGCAAAAGACAUUAAUGGGAGGACAGUAUCAGACAAUGGUGAAUUAUUAUUUUCAGCAAAUGGAUUUACAUAUAGCUUGUUACAAAGACCAAAAAGUGCUGUCUCUCUAUGUUCUGAAACUUAUUGGAGCAACACUCAGCUAGAGGAACCAACUAGGCAUACCUCUCUGGGUAUUUCAACUGCUCGUGUACAGACUCGGGAUCAUCAGCAAAAUGAUGGAAAAUCAAACACUGAGGCACUAAACAGUUCUUGUGCAAACCCUGAUGAAGCCAAUACAAAUGUAAUCAAAGAGGAAAUUGGUGGUCCAGAAGAAUCCACUUUGUUGGAUGAGGUGGGGAUUCAAAGUGACAGUUUAUCAUCCACUGGGUCCCUGCAUCUUUACUUGCCCACACAGCAAACAUACGAAAAUAAUAAUGAUUAUGUCAAAGAAACCACUAAAAGGUCUACAAAGAUGGAUUGCAGAAAAGAAGCAGAUUUGGUACAUCCUAUAAAGGAGAAAAGCAACUUACCGGAAAACAAGGCAGAUUUAUCCCUGAAAAAAGACAACCAACAAGAAGGAAGCAGUGAACAAAGUAAUAAAAAACAAUGGAUUUCCAGACCAUAUACUGCACCACAUACUUGGAAAUCUAUUUGUGGUCAUCCUAUUGCUGUGCAUAAACAAACCGUGACUAAGCAUAUUUUGCCAGCUGCAACAGUUGCUGUCCACUUUUCAAACCAAGGCAAAAGAAGAAGCCAAGUAAAGGGGCCAAUCACUGAUAGAAGUGCAAAGAAAUAUCCCAGUGAAAAGCUAAACAUGGAUUUAAUGUUUGUUGGUCUGGAAGAGGGAAGCACUGCUGGGAACAAACUAAUAGAAAUUAAAAAAUGCUCUAAUGCAUUGUGCCGAUCAGACACAAACUAUUAUGAGCGAAGUUUGUUGUUUACUGAAGGUGCAAUGUGCUUCAAAGUCAAAACAACAAAAACAUUAGAAUUUACACUGAAAGGACUUAGGGAGUCUAAAGUUGUCUCUGUCAUCCAGCCAGGUGUUCCAAACAGACCAACUGCAAGACCAUUCAGUGCCUCUCCUAAAAAAGUUGUACAGUAUUCAAGAUGAUUGUUAUUUUGAAAAUUAUCUAACCUAUUUAUUAAAGUGCACAGCCAUAUACUUAAAAUGUUAGCACUCAUCGAACAUGGAUGUAAAUAUUCCUUUUACUAAUUAUAGACAUGCUCACAAAGCACUUGUCUUGAUUGUUAUAGAAAUAAUGUUUUGAGAAUGUCUGUGAAAAACAUACUUUAUCCGUGAAGUGAUUAUCAAUGAGGUACGGUUGGUAGGUUUCUUGCUGAGGCAGAGUUUACUAAAUGAAGGUCUGCAUGGUUCAUUUGCUUUCUAGUAGGUUUUGUACACACUUAUCCUGUGUCUUUCUAUUUUUCUUGUACUUCCUGUAUAACAUUAAAAUCAUGAAUUAAAAUUGAGUUUCUAAAGCA